AUGGCCGCCAACGAGCAGCAACAGGGACAUGCUCCAACAGAAGAUGUAAACAUGACCGAUGCUCAGUCCGACCAACCAACUCAGCAGCAGCAACAGCACCUAACAAGCCACCACCACAUCCCCGACCGCCCCCCUCACCCUGUCUCUCCGGUCCCGAUCCCCCAAAUCCCCGGCCGUCCAAGUCCCACAGGGGCACACCCCACCGCAAACCAAGGACCCAGCGCGAUACGGUCUACAGCUACAACGAACGGCUCGACAAGCGAAGACCAACAAUCUCAACCACUACCACCGUACCAGCAGCGGGCUAGCUCGUCACGAGCUGCCUCUGCACAUCCCCAGGAUUCUGGCCAGGGUCAGCAACAGGGACCGGGAUCAAUGGGCACAGCAGGCAUGCCCACGGAACCGACACUUCACGGCGCGCCGGUCAGGCAGUACUUGAAUACCAAGGUGACGGGGCACUUGUUGGAAGGGAUGAAGAUGCUAGCUAAGGAACAACCAAAAGACCCCCUCCGAGCCCUAGGCGAAUUCCUCCUCCAGCGAUCUAAACAGUAUGAGGGUGGUGGUGGUGCGAAUGGUAGUUCAACUAGCGCAUAG
Neurospora hispaniola is the source of this 594-nucleotide messenger RNA. RefSeq lists its product as uncharacterized. The record is from RefSeq and is a predicted model, not a curated record. The transcript is spliced from 3 exons. Lineage: Eukaryota; Fungi; Ascomycota; Sordariomycetes; Sordariales; Sordariaceae. Bases 1 to 594 code for a protein of 197 amino acids.